Molecule: messenger RNA, 1629 nt
Organism: Sporothrix schenckii 1099-18
Lineage: Eukaryota; Fungi; Ascomycota; Sordariomycetes; Ophiostomatales; Ophiostomataceae
Exons: 4
Coding region: 1-1629 (542 amino acids)
Molecular function (GO): guanyl-nucleotide exchange factor activity
Source: RefSeq, a predicted model, not a curated record
AUGCCGGCGUCUACUUUCGCAGCGCUCGCCGAUGACCAGAACAUGGAGACCGAUGAGGUCCUUGAUAGCUUCGUUUGUGGCAGCCCCUUAUCUUCACCGAGUUGUGACUCUACACGAAUACAUACCUCGACCUCACCCGUUGCUAUAUACGGAGAGAAGGUGGAAAGAAACGUUGUUACCACAGACAUAGCGGACAGUGGGCCCGACUCUCUCACGACCGUGUUCACCAGACUCGUCGUGGCAGAGCCAAUGUGUGGGCUGGAGCGCGUACCGACAGAUCCCAAGUAUUCCAGUCAUGGCCCAGCAAAUGACACAACGGCUCAAAGGAUCACACGUGGAGGUCAAGAUGACGAGCCAGAAGCAAGCGUGGCCAGCGGUACGGGUAGUCUUUCGCCUGUAGAGCAACUGCUGGUACCAGGCAGUAAACAACAAAAACCCUUUUACAAAUGGGUCAAGGCACUGAACCGGCGUGGCACCGCACAACGACACCUUCGCCGGAUAGAUACGAGUGACCAGGCACGUUCCGACAAUUCAAACAGGGCAACUGGCAGCUCUGUAUCCCGCCGGAACUCGUCCUCUAUUUCGUCCCUCGCCUACGUCUCGGCCAUCCGUGAUGCAAGCAUCAGUGGUGCUAGUACGAGCCUUGCGCCCUCAUCACGGAAACAGCGAGCGAGAUCUUCCAAAAGACUGUCUAAGACGGACCGAAGCAGCCGUGCAUCCUAUUCUGCAAGGCUCUCCGAGGACGAUCGACCACAGACACAGGCCGAGUUGGCAACGCUUGAGCGAUCCAGACACCGUCGCCGUAUCCUUGAAGAGCUGAUCGAGACCGAGGAAGGCUACAUCGGGGACAUUAAAUUCCUGAUGAAGGCGUACCUGUCAAUUUUUGCACCUUGUGCUUCGAUAGACCCCGGAUUCCGUGCAUCCAUGCACAAUACUCUAACGAGCAUUGUCGAACUCCAUGACCAAAUCCUGGGGGACCUCUACAAGGUCGUUCCCAACUCAGAAUAUGCCGGUGUACCGCCAGUGGGCUUUUUAUACAGCUCGCAAGCCAUAAGAAUGCAUAGAGGACGCAGUCUCGACGUUGUUCCUGAAGUUAGGACGGAAGACCUACCGCUCUACGGAUACUCGGGCUUGGCAGCCGAUCCCCAUACGGCCGCUGCCGUGGCCAACAUUUUCAUAAAAAUCGCAAGUCAUAAAUUCCGCUCCUAUAUAUACGAAGAGUACGGUGUAAAAUAUGGAAUGGUGAUUGAUGACCUCAAGAAGAUGCACCGCUCGAACCCGGACUGGGACAAGCAUCAAAGAGGUCUCGAAACGCUGGCAUCUUUUUUAAGUUAUGCAAGGGGCCCAGCUGGUUCGAAGAAAUCCUUGUCGAUUAACGACCUACUUGCCAAGCCGAUACAACGAGCCUGUCGUUAUCCUCUCUUGUUCAAGGAACUGUUAAAGGCCACUCCCGUCUACGACUGUCCGCAUUCUCAUUCUGAAAUUGAGAAAGCGCUUGAUGGGCUCGAAAAUACGGCGAGGGCCAUGAACGAGGCAACCGACGAUCCGCUCAUCAAGUCCAACCUCCAGAAAACAUGGCUGCUCGAAGAGCGCCUUCGAUUUCCUUCCAAGGUGAGCAAUGGCAUAUGA